CCAGAUCCCAUAUCCUUCAGUGCUUCUCCUUCCCCAUUUGCAAAGCUGGAAAAAUCUUGCUGCUAUCUCUCUCUCUAUAAGUCCACUUAUCCUUCAAGCAAAGCAUCUUCCUCCGAGAUUGUCUGGUCUUAAAUUCAAACCAGACCCAUCUAAGGGAUCUGGAACAAUCUUUGUCUCUGGUUCUUGUCUGACCAACAGAGCAAUAACAAACAUGGAGUCUUCUGUCUCCAGAUCUACCUCUGUAGUCUCCAAAAUGAGUUUCUUGGCUGUGUUGGUCGUCUUCUUGAUUUCUUCGUCUUAUAUAACUUCAACAGAAGCAUAUGAUGCGCUUGAUCCAGAAGGAAACAUUACAAUGAAAUGGGAUGUCAUGAGCUGGACUCCUGAUGGCUAUGUUGCCGUGGUUACCAUGUUCAACUUCCAGAAAUACAGACACAUUCCAUCUCCAGGGUGGACAUUAGGUUGGAAAUGGGCCAAGAAAGAAGUCAUAUGGAGUAUGGUCGGAGCACAAACAACCGAACAAGGUGAUUGUUCAAAGUACAAAGGAAACAUACCACAUUGUUGUAAGAAAGAUCCAACGGUUGUAGAUUUACUCCCCGGGACUCCUUACAACCAGCAGAUUGCUAAUUGCUGCAAAGGCGGUGUCCUCAACUCAUGGGUUCAAGACCCUGGCAAUGCGGCUAGCUCCUUCCAGAUCAGUGUUGGUGCUGCUGGAACCACAAACAAAACCGUCCGCGUGCCGAGAAACUUCACUCUCAUGGGCCCUGGUCCUGGCUACACUUGUGGUCCAGCUAAGGUUGUUAGACCAACCAAGUUUGUCACCACCGACACACGCAGAACCACUCAAGCUAUGAUGACAUGGAACAUUACAUGCACAUACUCACAGUUCCUUGCUCAAAGAACACCCACUUGCUGCGUCUCUUUGUCUUCUUUCUACAACGAAACCAUUGUCGGAUGUCCAACAUGCGCAUGCGGAUGCCAAAACAACAAAACAGAGUCUGGCGCCUGUCUCGACCCUGAUACACCGCACUUGGCGUCUGUUGUCUCACCACCCACCAAGAAAGGAACGAUCUUACCACCACUAGUGCAAUGCACGAGACACUUGUGUCCUAUCAGAGUGCAUUGGCAUGUGAAGCAGAACUACAAAGAGUAUUGGCGAGUGAAGAUCACGAUCACAAACUUUAACUACCGUUUAAACUACUCACAGUGGAACAUGGUGGCACAACAUCCGAACUUCGAUAACAUCACUCAGAUCUUUAGUUUCAACUACAAGUCUCUCACUCCUUACGCAGGACUAAAUGAUACGGCUAUGUUGUGGGGAGUGAAGUUCUAUAAUGACUUCUUGUCGGAAGCAGGGCCUCUUGGGAAUGUGCAGUCUGAGAUUCUGUUCCGUAAGGAUCAAGCAACGUUCUCGUUUGAGAAAGGAUGGGCUUUUCCUCGUAGGAUCUACUUUAAUGGAGAUAACUGCGUUAUGCCGCCUCCUGACACUUACCCUUUUCUUCCCAACGGUGGUUUCAGACCGGAAGUCUCUGUCUUCGCCUCCGUGCUCCUUCCUGUUCUUCUUGUUUUCUUCUUCUUCUUCUCCGCGUAAGAGAUUGAUGGGUUUUGCCACUGACGAUGAUCCUGUGUCCGGUUUGGUUAGGGUUGGUUUGAUUGAACGGUGGAGUGGUGUACACGCUAUUUAUGAUUCUUUAUGUUUCCCAAAGAUCAUUAAUCUUUUCAUACUUUUAUGGUAUAUAGUUUUCAACUUCAAACUUCCUUGUGUUCCUUUUUUGUUCUCAUUUUCUCUAUGUUCGUAGUUGUUGGGUUCUGUACUUGUAGACUGAUAAGAAAAGAUGAUAAUGUUAUUUGUUUAUAUAUUUUA
Messenger RNA from Brassica rapa (field mustard), 1861 nucleotides. RefSeq names its product protein COBRA. Gene Ontology annotation, biological process: cellulose microfibril organization; plant-type cell wall cellulose biosynthetic process. NCBI's taxonomy places the organism in Eukaryota, Viridiplantae, Streptophyta, Magnoliopsida, Brassicales, Brassicaceae. Gene Ontology annotation, cellular component: plasma membrane. The record is from RefSeq and is a predicted model, not a curated record.